Linum trigynum is the source of this 4581-nucleotide messenger RNA. Lineage: Eukaryota; Viridiplantae; Streptophyta; Magnoliopsida; Malpighiales; Linaceae. The record is from the annotation of a GenBank genome assembly.
CCCGCCUUCGUCGACACAUUAAUUCAAUUUUUCAUUUAUAUACAAGUAAUUAUUUUUUUAAAGUUUGAAUAGAAAAAUAAAAGAUUUUUGUCUAGCUUAGCUUUGUUUUGUUCCACUUAUGUUACUACUUACUACAUAAGACAGCAAAAAGUGAACUCGCCACGUGUACGACUGUGGAACUCCCGGCUCCCAGACGUCUGCAAGCGAUGGUAGAGUCCACGUCACCACGGCAAAGCCUCCCAUUUUUAAUUUAUUUUAUUAUUGAUUGUUUCGUGCCAAUUAUCUAUUCAAUUUUUUUAAUUCCUUUUUUCCCCCUCCUUUUCCGCCAAGUCUUUUUUUAUUUUUAUUUUCUCCUUUCAUGCUUUUUGUAUUUUUAAUUUCCCCCUUUCCCGUUUUCUUCGUCUUCUUAUUCUUCUCAUCGUUCUCUCCAGAGAAACCCUAAAUAAAUAAAUAAAUAAAAAAACCGAACUCAAAUUUCCCCUCUCUGUUUCUAUAUAUAUCGCCAAUCGGUGAGGCGUUGGCCUUUUCCCACAGAUCCCGACGACGAGGACGACGAAGAAGAAAGAGCGCUUUUUCCCUUGACGGUGCUCGUCUUUCAGGUCAGUCUCUUGGCUCGGCCUGAGUCAACUCGGGGGCUUCUUUCUAUUUUCGUCGCUGUUCUGAGUUUCAUCAUCUUUGGAAUUUUCCGCACCAGUGCCGUGCAAUGCUUCGGGUUUCUAGCUCCUCGUUAGGAUGUCUGAUCAGCUUGUUUGUGUUAUAUAUUGGUAGAUUCGAUUAUGGGGUCUGUUUGGUUUCUGAGAAAUUGGUGGGGGAUGAGAGGCGAUACUGAAGAAAGUGGGAUUUUUUGGUGUCCUUUUGUUUCUUGUGAGUGUGGGGUGAGUUUCGGUUAAGUUAGUUAAUUGUGGGUUUUGUUCUUAAGUAAGCUGGUCGGUUAAAAGGUGAGAAUUUUACCUUUCAAUCAGUGUUUUUUCCGCUUCCUUUUGGUUGAUUACAGUCUUCUUUUCUGUCUGAUUAAGUCAAUAAACAUGAUUAUCUCUGGGGUUCUUUGGUCUGAUUGUGCAAUAAAUGUUGGAGUUAAAUUAUUUUUGGAUGGUUUCUGCUGUCGCUUUGUCCAUGAUGAGCAGCUUGUCUCAUUUCUCUGGUUCUUUUUUUACCUUCCGUUCUUCCGUUGAUUUUUAGUUUCGGGUGUCACUUAAGUUAUUGUGGUGAAUUAAGCAUGGCUUGAUCUUGAAAAAGAAUGAAUCUUUCCAGAGUUUGGUGUUUCAAUAGAGAAUGUUUGUUGAUUUUCUUGGACUGGGUUCUCUUGGUUGCAGCUUGAACCAUUGAAGGGUGUAGUUUGGGAUUCAGUACUCAGGGUUUAAAUUUAAACUACGUAGAGAAGGUUAUAAUUGCUUUCCGUUGGACGUUUGGGGUCUCAUGAGAAUUGUCAGGGGAAUGCAGAGAUCCUUCGUUUGCGGCGAGGAGCUUAACACACUUUGUUGGAAGAAAUCCUUCUGCCAAGGAAUAGGGAUCACUGCGCCCAAGGCUAGAACACGCGAUAAACACAUGUCAGCUGGUAUCUUUUUAUGCCUCUAAGUUUUGUUCAUCUGGGAGAGUAGUGAAGACGGUCCCUGAACUUGAAUAAGUACUUCAAAUAAUAUAAUUUCACAAGCGAGAUGACUCGGAUUUUGGUCCAGCGAGGCAGUAGCUCUUCUUCUUCUUCUUCUUCUUCUUCUUCUUCUUCUUCUUCUUCUUCAAACCAGAGCAGAGCAGGGUCUUCAUCGGCUGCUCGUCCUGAAACCCAGGCUACUGCUACUACCAACCAAGUUCUUCCGGCUGCGAAAGAUGAGGAAAUAAUUGAUGAGGUGCAGGAGCAGAUUUGUGUAGGUGAAAUCUCCCAGGAGCAAUGUGGAAUUAGUGAAAAUAAAGCAGUGAAGAAUGACGAUCUUCCAGAAUGUGAAUAUGGUGAGAGAAAUAAAUGUUUGAGUGACGAUGCUGGUGAUUGUGGGGGAGCACUCAGUGAUGAUAUUCUAGGGUGUGGAGACACAAUAAAAGGAGAAGAGAUGGCAAUUGGAAGGUCUGAGGUAGAGGGCGAAAGUUCAAGUAGUGUUCUUUCACCUGCGAUUGCUGUACGUAGUCAACCACCUCCUCCACCUGUCCCACCUCCCAAACUGUCAACAGCAAACAAUAAUACAAGGAGAUGCUUAUCUGGGAGUCCUGAUGCUGUUCGAACUGGAUCAUCGAGAAGGGCACAUGCUUGGCCAGUUGUUUCUGCCAGGAGUUCACCAACUGGAUCUAGGCCAUCGUCUCCGAGGUCUCACGUGGAAAAUGAGGGGUAUAAUAGUGCUGAUGAGCAAAAUCCAUGUUUGGCUUCCUCCUACGGUGAUUUGGAAAGGGAGCGCCAAUUUGAGAUCGACAUCAGGAGAUCUAAAGGAUUAGAAGUCAAAAGAAUGUUGGAGGAUGGAAAUUGUCUUUUUCGUGCUGUGGCUGAUCAAGUAUAUGGGGAUUCGGAAGCGUAUGAUUUAGUUAGGCAAAUGUGCAUUGACUAUAUGGAACGAGAGAGGGACCACUUUUCUCAAUUUAUUACAGAAGGGUUUUCCUCAUACUGUAAGAGGAAGAGAAGAGACAAGGUUUAUGGUAAUAACGUGGAGAUUCAAGCAAUGUCAGAAAUGUAUAAUCGUCCAAUCCAUAUCUAUUCGUAUAGCACGGAGCCUAUCAAUAUAUUUCAUGGCAACUACAACACUGACACGCCACCCGUACGGCUGAGUUAUCAUCAUGGCAACCAUUACAACUCUCUUGUUGAUCCACGGCGAUUGACUGUUGGUGCUGGACUUGGUUUUGGCUCUCUUCGAGGGAGAAAUGUGGACAAGGAUCAAGUCAAAGCUGCUAUCAAGGCUCAGCAGGACCAGCAGAUUGAUAAUGCACUUGUAGCUGAAGGGCGGUUUUACUCUGAUCUUGAGCUUACUGAGAAGGAGAUGGAACGUAUGGUGAUGGAAGCUUCUCGAGCCGAGUAUAUUGCCAAUGACAAGUGGAAACUGCAAGUUGGCCGUAAAGAAUCAUCAUCCUCGGGCGCAGAACCAUCAUCCUCUGGAGCUUGGUCUUCCGGGAGCGAGACAAAGGCUGAAGGGGCCCGAGACCCCGCUCCCCCUGAUGGUGGGGGACUCAGCAGUAGCAUGCAAAUGGUGCUGUCAAUGGGGUUCAGCUAUCUACAAGCAAUUGAAGCUUACAGCAUAUUUGGGGAUGAUGUCGAUUCCAUGGUCUGUUACCUCUUGGAAACUGACAGUAGCAGCAGGCGCAAAGGCAAGGCAACUGAGUGACCCGUCUCUAUUUUCCCCACUUCGCCUUUGCCGUUACUUACCACUGCCACCCCCAAGCAAUUCAAUCAAGCAGUUGGAGAGAAUUGGUCGCUAAUCUAUUCGAUGGUUUCAUGCUUUACCACGCUAUUUACCCUGUAAUGUUAGAAACAAAGAGAGGCUUGGUCCAUUUUCUCUAGCCGAAGCUUGUCAAAGAUCUGAAAGAUGUUUGCUGAGAAUCUAAUCAAUAAAAAUUUAUGCUCUUAUUGUCGAAUCGACAAUGCAACGUGCUCCUGUGCCAUUUGUUGCAUGUUCAUGGCGCCUUUUCUGUAUAAACAUAUGGACAAGGUCUCUUCAAGUAAAGUCACAUAUGCGCUUGGCGGCAUCCAGGGUGUUGGCCAAAAGCAUAGCAAUCUCCCAGAACUCGAUAGCCAAAUUCACUGCUCGGAUCCUGUCAUUUCAACAAAAUCCAGUUCAUAGUCUGAGCUAGUAAGAAGCUGCAACCAUUUCAACUGGGGAUCGACAUUAUUUUACCUCAACUAGCCAUGUCCCGACAUCAAUAAUCACUGUGAAAAGGUUUAACUAUCUCAGCUGAGAUUGUUCAAUAAUUUAGUAAAGAAUUUAUGAACUUAUAUGAAAAAAAUGGGGGGAAAUAAUGUAUUAUAAACAAGGUGGCGAAAUAAUGUAUUAUAAAUAAGGUGGCGUUUUCGGUGCACUCACUUUUUUGGGUGCAUUCAGUGUACUCGCUUCAUAACCGUCAUUUUAAACAUGCAAUUUAUGUCAAAAUGAUGUCAACCAUCAUUUAUGAUGUGAUGAACAAUAACGCAUAUGAAUUUGGACAAAACCAUUAUAGAUUUACUUUAAUUCGAAGGAUUUAGAGUUUAGAGAUUUAGGGUGAGGGUUAGGGUUUAUAAUUUGGGAUUUAGAGAUAAAACUCAAAAUUGGAGGUCUUGGGCUUAGGGUAAUUCGCUAAUUAGUUGUUAUCAUAUGUUAUAUAAUCAUAUUACACUAAUUCUACAAAUUAAAAUUCAAAAUCCGACACAUUAAGACUAGUUUUUGAGUUAGGUGCAUUGAACACACUCAUUUUUGUGAGUGCACCGAAGUAGUCACAUUCUAAACAAUGUAUGUAUUGUAACAAUUCUAAAAAGCAACUAUAACUUCCAAAUUAUUACUAAAUAUUUUAGUUUUGUAUAUAUUAAAUUAUCAUUUUUUUUAUUUCAACUAUCACCCAUUUAUAUUUUACAAAUUUUAUUCCUUAUUUAUAUUUAAUAUCCUACUAAACAAUCAUUUAUAAACUGAUUGCCUAUUC